Messenger RNA from Symbiodinium sp. CCMP2456, 738 nucleotides. NCBI's taxonomy places the organism in Eukaryota, Dinophyceae, Suessiales, Symbiodiniaceae. The record is from the annotation of a GenBank genome assembly.
AUGAGCGCAGAAGUGGGCGAGGAGGACGGGGUGGCCGGCGCUGCUCGAGACGAUCGCUCCACCCUUUUGGGAGACCAACGCCUGAAGGCGCUAGUUUUCGGGCACGAGGGCGAGGUGGACGUGACUUGCACCAUUUCGGACGGAGGAUCUGGCUAUGUGCCCCACGCCGUGGCCCUGAUCCGGAACCUUGGUUCCAAAGCAGGAACAGUCUCUCGGCACCUUGGCUUCAUCUAUGCAGGCCCUUACUGCGGAGCGUGUGGGAAAGGCAAGUCCGGUGUCUCAGAUGGGGCUGUCGCCGUGUCUGACCCUCCGUCUUGCUUCUCUCUCUGCCCUCUUCUCGCCGCCAUGGCCCAGCGCCCUUAUGGUGACUUGUGCUUCACGUCGGGCCGCGUGCUGAGCAGCUACAGGCAUUGCAUGAUCGCGGUCCAGCGAAUAGUGCUUGGAUCAAAGGCUUACCGCAACCUGGCUUGGGAAAUGGUUUCGAGAUGGGAAGCUUUGCAGCCCCCUGUGCACAGAUGCCCGCUGCCAGCGCCGAUGCUGAAGGCGAUGCGCUGGCGUCACCUGCUUGCCUUCUUAUGUGUCGCGGAUCGGCGCGAUCCUUCGCUGCCGAAGGUCUCUGAUGCCGGGGCUGUUGGUUUUAUCCCCUGGAGAUUGCUUUGGCACUCUUCACCGGCAGCCUACAGAAACAGGUUUGAGCUUAACGCCCGUGGUUGCGCGGCGGCGCUGCUGUUCACCUGU